AGGAAUUCGUUAUACAUUUGUUAUGCGUUUGCAAGAAUUCGGAACGUAUCGACUCAGGCGCGACAAAAUUCGAGUUUUAUAAUUGACAAUUUUCGCUAGAGGCAAAUUUUGAUUAUUUUCGACAAAAUGCUGCCAAUUUGGCUAAUGCUGUUGCUCUCUCCCUCGCUCGUGCGGGCCGUGCAGCAGCAGAAGCCGCCUGCCGCUGACGAUGCGCCAUCAGCCACCACAGCAGCCACGCCCCUGCCAGCCAGGGCGAGCGUGCUGCAGAUCACAGCGGCGAACUUUGAGAGCGCCCUUGCCACGCACGAGCUGCUCUUCAUCAAUUUCUAUGCCGACUGGUGCCACUUCAGCGCUCGCCUGACGCCGAUCUUCGAGACGGCGGCCGCGCGGCUGGCGGAGCUGCUGCCGGAGGCGGCGAGCGUGCGCUUGGCUCGAGUGGACUGCGUGCGCGAGGAGGAGCUGAGCGAGAAGUGCAGCAUCACGAAAUUCCCGACGUUGCGCCUCUACUAUCGCGGCCAUCCGUUGCGGCAGGAGUACCGCGGGCAGCGUUCCGUGGAGGCUUUGGUCGCCUACGUGGAGAAACAGUACAGAUCUUCGAUCAAGACAUUCAACACUGCCGAGGAGCUGGACGCAAUCAAUAGGAAGAGGCGUUCGGUGAUUGGAUUCUUCGAGAGUCGCCAGCAGCCAGACGCAAACCAUUUUGAGCUGCUGGCGGAGCGCUAUAAGAACGAUUGUGACUUCUACAUACGAGUGGGAGCUAAGCUGGACAACGUCGCGUAUACGCAACGCAUGCCCACAGUUGUCUAUCGGCCGGACAGCGAGCGCACCCAUGCGGCGGACACGUUGUUCGAUGGGAGCUGGACAUCCCCCACCGAGCUGGAGGAGUGGCUCGUGAAGAAGUGUGUGCCGCUGGUGCGUGAGGUGGACUUCCACAAUGUGGAGGAGAUAAUCGAGCAGCGACUGCCGCUCCUAGUCCUCUUCCAUCUGCCCGACGACGUGCUGUCCGUGAAGGCUUACAAGGCGAUUGUGGAGAUGCAAUUGUCGAACUGCACCGACUGCGGACACUUCAACUUUGUGACCGUCGACGGGCUCAAGUUUCAGCACUCGAUAAUCCACAUGGGCCGCACCCUCCAGGAUAUGCCCAUAAUUGCCAUCGACUCGCUCAGGUUUAUGUAUCCGUAUGACAGGUUCGACGACAUGUACAUACCGGGCCAUCUGAAGGCGUUCAUUCGCAACUUUAGCAACCAUCAAAGGCUGCACCACAAGGCCAACGAGCAGGACGGCGAUGGUGGCGUGCCGCCCUUGUCCACCUUCAAGCAGCUGGGACCCUCGAAGCAUCGCUACACUCUGGUCGGCCAUGAUGAGCUGUGAGCUGUGAGCUAUGAGCUAUAGCUGCCUGAAUGCCCAUAUUGUUGUUGUUGUUAAUAAAGUACAUUUUGUUGCUGGGCAACUUAA
Molecule: messenger RNA, 1455 nt
Organism: Drosophila navojoa
Lineage: Eukaryota; Metazoa; Arthropoda; Insecta; Diptera; Drosophilidae
Product: endoplasmic reticulum resident protein 44
Biological process (GO): protein folding
Cellular component (GO): endoplasmic reticulum-Golgi intermediate compartment; endoplasmic reticulum membrane
Molecular function (GO): protein disulfide isomerase activity
Source: RefSeq, a predicted model, not a curated record